CUCUCUCGCUCUCACACAUGCAUACACGCACACGCUUUUGAAGCCGAAGUGGCGGGCAGAAGCACAUCGACACCGCAGUGGCCGCUUCGGAGGAAUCCAAGCAGGUCCGAUGGAUAUGAGGCUGCGCUGGAGAUGAACGCACGGGGGGAGUGAGGACCAAAGUAGAAGAGCACCCAAAUCCCUCCAAGCCUCCCUCCUGGUGCGUGUGUGCGCGCGCGCGCAUGUGCGUGUGCUCUCUUGGCAGCUGACGUGUGCACACGACUCUGGUGGCAGGAUGAGUUCGUGCAGCAGCCGCGCGUUGACCAUCCUGUCCACAGUGUUUGGGGCCUGCGGGCUCCUGCUGGUGGGGGUGGCCGUGUCCACCGACUACUGGCUCAUCAUGGUGGAGGGCGUCAUCCUGCAGCACAACCAGAGCAUGGAGGUCAAGAUGGCUCUGCAUUCAGGCCUCUGGAGGGUCUGCUUCGUGGCCGGGGCUGAAAACGGGAGAUGUGUUGCGUCAGAGUACUUCACCGAACCCGAUAUCGAGAUCACCACUGAAAACACGGCAAACAUUCUAAAGAUGGUGCGCACAGCGACGCCGUUCCCGAUGGUGUCGCUGCUCUUCGUCUUCACCGCCUUCGUCAUCAGCAACAUCGGACACAUCCAGCCUCAGCGCACCAUCCUCGCCUUUGUCUCGGGGAUCUUCUUCAUCCUCUCAGGCCUGAGCCUGGUGGUGGGCCUGGUCCUCUACAUCUCCAGCAUCAACGACGAGGUGAUGAACCGCCCCAGGGAGCCCGAGCAGUUCUUCAACUACCACUACGGAUGGUCCUUUGCCUUCGCCGCCUCCUCCUUCCUGCUCAAAGAGGGCGCAGGUGUGCUCUCCGUCUACCUGUUCAUGAAGCGCUACGCAGAGGAGGAGAUGUACCGCCCCCACCCCGCUCUCUACCGCCCCCGCUUGUCCGACAGCAGCGACUACAGCGGCCAGUUCCUCCACCCGGAAUCGUCGUGGCCGCCGCCCAAGCGAGCCCGCAGCACGUCGGAGGCCUCCAGCGACAUUUCCAUCCAGCUCAACCAGCCGCCGCCGCCGCCUCCCCCGCCCAAGGGGGGCCAUGUCAACCCGCCGUCCGGCUCUUCUUCCGGGGGGAGCUACCCCAACCCCUCGCUGUCCGCCGGGUACCCCGCGCACAGCCUACCCAGGUCGCACUCGCCGCACCCCCAAGGCCAGGGCCUGUCCAUGGCCGCGCCACCUCCGCCGGUGCCGCCCCCUCACUACCACACGCACAUGCACAUGAGCGCCUCCCCCUGUUAGGAAAAGGUUCAGACUCCUUUCUGUCGUGUGGAGAAACGGCCACAAGUGCGGCGUCCGCGAGAUGACUAAAAGUUUGGCAAUAAGAGAAAGGCAACGUCGAGCGAGUUAUUAGUGGGCGGGGCAAUCGGAAAGUAAUGACGUUGCUGACGACGCGUAAACUUUUGUACGUAGCAAUUGGGAAAUGUGGAUGGCGUGUAUACCUUUCUACAAAAUUGGAAUGUCAUUUCACAUUUCGUACGCUAGCCGUCACCCGUCGGAUUAUUUUGACAGCGAGUCAACAAUAACGGUGAUGGUAUGUGAACGUUGACGCAAGUGGGUUCCCGUCCCGGUUAUCAACAACUUUAUGUUUUGUAUAUUAGUUGAAAUUAUUGUACAUAGUACUUGCACACUGGACUUCAUGUACUGAAGAUCAGAAUGGACAUUUUGGACACAAGAAGAAGACAAAAGGAGGACUGACGCGUUUGCCUUCUGCCAAUUAGUUGCUGAUGACGUCAUCACCAUUCUCUUAAUGCAGUAGAAAACAUUUACCCCCCCCCACACCCCUCCCCUCCACCUCGACUUCUUUCCACCUCAGUGCGAGUUAAGCGUGCCACUCACUGCACUUCAUUUGAAGGAUGAAGCGUCAAUUGCACCCUCUACUGGCAACUUGGUGCAUUGCACUCGGACCUGUUUUGUCGGCGCUCACAAAUGUUGCAAAUAUUCUUGAAAGACCAAAUUCAAGAGCAUUUCAACCGAACCAUACGAUUGGACAACAUUGUCAGAAGAAUUCCGUCAGCUUUUUUUUUUUUUUCCAACGUGACAUUUUCAAAUUCCCGAAAUGUGUCCAGCGGCAUCCUUUUGGCUUGCCCUCCCGUUUGGAUGGCAAACCAAAUAUUGUUGUGCAGCUGGCGGAUGAAAAGGAAACAUAUGAGUCAAUUUCAAUCCCUUUUCUUUUUUUUUUUUUUAAAUAUAGCCGUUUUUAAAAACAACCACAGCGGAAACAUGCAAGGGUGAAUUUGUGCUGGUUCUCUUGGCGCAAGCAAACGUGACGAUAUGCAUUUGUGAAAAAUGAGGCAACAAAAACAAGAUGGCCGCCAUGAAUGGAUAUGGUGAGCAUUGGAGAAUUCAAAUUUUUUUUACCAAAACAAACAAAGACACAUUUUGACAUUGGCUCCUUUUCUAUCGAUGGCCCAGAAUUUGUUUUUCCAUGCCAAGAUUGAUUUCCCCGCUAUUGCAGAUGAGUGAGCGCCCGCAUUGUAUUGAAAUCCCGGCUCGGUAGGUAACUCAGUCGUAAACCGACGGACUCCCUAUGCAACAAUAUCACCUUGAUUAUUGUUCUGGACUAAAACAGAGAAAAAAAGGUUCCAUUUCCUACUCAUUCCGUCGCAUGCUUUGUCUUCCUCCAUCCUGCUAUGGAAUAUUCUGGUGUGAGCGCCACGCGAUGGUCAAAGAUUUGCACAAAUGGAAGCACAGGGUACAAACGUUCUUAUCUUUAAAAUGAUUUUACUUGUGAAGCAUGUCGCGGAAAAAAAAAACAACAUUUUUUUUAAGCUCAAGUUUUGUAACGAGACAUUUAUGAGAUGCACAAUUUGUUUUUGUCAAAAAGAGAGCGUGUGCUUCCAAUCGUAGCUGGAAGCCGUUACCUUACUUCACGCGAAAGUGGCAAACGACUUUAUUCCUUUUAUUCCAAUUAACGCCGAGACGGCCUUUUUGACAUUUUCCCUGCAGGCGCGCGGGUACUUUUGUUUUGUUGCAAUAUGAUUUUCAUUGAAAUGUCAAGCUGUCAUUCUUUCUCAAAUCGACAUCCUCUUGUCUCAAGACCCUGUAAAGCGAAUCCCGACAUUUGCUUUGAAUUACACGAGAUGCGUUUGAAGACGAUUCUCUCAACUCCGCUGUAUUUCUAGAGUGCUUCCAAACAACCGCCGUCGUGUACAAAGAGCGAGCAUAAUUCAUAAAACAACAAACGAUUUAAAAAAAAAGUGCAAUAACAGUCCAACUAAGAAUCAGGUCUCAUGCGGAGUCGAAGGGCAAAUUUUUGGGGGCGUGGCUACCUCCAACCUUGCGCAACCGCAUUAGAGCGCCUCGUCGUUGCGGCGCAAGGUCAUAGAAAUGGUCCAGUAUUUGAUUGACGGUUGACAGAUGAGCAGGGUGCCGUUUGUUUACAUUCCUCAAACGCGUCCACAGCAGUUGACAGCAGAGAGAAAGGCUUGAUUUCUCCCCCCCCCCCCCCCCCCCGCGCCAUUUUAAGCCUCAUUUUAUAGCCUUGUCGUCACUUUCUUAAUCAUUUAAAUUUGACGGGGUGGCAAACACUCUUCUGUCAAAUUCAUGACGCGUAUUUUCACUUGACAGGGACUUAAAAGUGCACAUCAUGUCACCAUGAUGUAAAUAGUUUGCCUGUCAGGAUUUGCUUCAAAUGUGAAAAUUAUUAAUGCUAAAGUCUGCUUGUGGCAUUUUCAGUUUGAUUGUCGACAAAUCUUUAAGACACAUCGUGACUUUGUUUUUUUUUUUAUUUUAUUUUAUUACCAUGUGCAGAAAGAAAGAAAGAAAGACACGUCACAGAGAUCACCGUCAUCAUUUCAACCUUCAGCUCAGAGCAUUCCGAAUCUUUUCAUGCGUGCACGUUACGAGCCGCACUCGGCAAAAUUUUGCUCUCGUCUCUGACCGCUCACAACUCCGCCCCAUCAUCCUUUGGCGUGUGGAUUUCAUUUGACAUCUUACCUCCUGUACAAAUCCAUUUUCAUUCUGAACGUUUCGAAACAUUUGAAAACCAUUCAGUGCCUCUUAUAACCCCCCCCAGCCCCCCGCCCAUCCCUACAUUCCUUUCCGACAGACAACAUUCUAUAUAAUACUGUAGCUGUGCUUGCUUUUGCACUGUCCUCUUGACAUAUAUGUGUAUAUAUAUAUAUAUAUACAUAUAUAUAUUUGCUAAUUUGCUCUUAUGGCCUAAGUGAGGCGGCACCAUGCCGAAGUUACGUGAUGGAAAAGGUGUGCGUGCCGACACCUUCUGCAGCUUAACAUUCAAUAAAUCUUCAAUCUUUGUGC
Molecule: messenger RNA, 4309 nt
Organism: Hippocampus zosterae (dwarf seahorse)
Lineage: Eukaryota; Metazoa; Chordata; Actinopteri; Syngnathiformes; Syngnathidae
Gene: cacng7b
Product: calcium channel, voltage-dependent, gamma subunit 7b
Exons: 6
Coding region: 275-1288 (337 amino acids)
Biological process (GO): regulation of AMPA receptor activity; positive regulation of synaptic transmission, glutamatergic; neurotransmitter receptor internalization
Cellular component (GO): AMPA glutamate receptor complex; postsynaptic density membrane
Molecular function (GO): voltage-gated calcium channel activity; channel regulator activity
Source: RefSeq, a predicted model, not a curated record